Truncatella angustata is the source of this 1586-nucleotide messenger RNA. RefSeq names its product acyl-CoA desaturase. Bases 13 to 1335 code for a protein of 440 amino acids. Gene Ontology annotation, molecular function: heme binding; stearoyl-CoA 9-desaturase activity; iron ion binding. Gene Ontology annotation, biological process: unsaturated fatty acid biosynthetic process. The transcript has 4 exons. Gene Ontology annotation, cellular component: endoplasmic reticulum membrane. NCBI's taxonomy places the organism in Eukaryota, Fungi, Ascomycota, Sordariomycetes, Amphisphaeriales, Sporocadaceae. The record is from RefSeq and is a predicted model, not a curated record.
UACUCGCCCAUCAUGGCGACGAAGAUGCAAGUUCCUGCAAAGAAACCUCACAUCAGUGAGCAGCCCAUCACAUUGGCCAAUUGGCAUCAACAUGUCAACUGGCUCAAUGUCCUCUUCGUCAUCGGCGUCCCACUCAUGGGCGUCGUGGGCGCCUAUUUCGUUCCCUUACACCCCUAUACUGCUAUCUUCGCAGUCAUAUACUACUUCAACACCGGCCUCGGCAUCACAGCAGGCUAUCACCGACUCUGGGCUCACACAUCCUACAAGGCGACACCACUCCUCAAGUUCUACCUGGCGGCGUGCGGUGCGGGAGCGGCGCAGGGCUCGAUCCGGUGGUGGUCCCGGGGUCACCGGGCGCACCACCGGUACACGGACACGGACAAGGACCCCUACUCGGUGAAGAAAGGCCUCCUGUACUCGCACAUGGGCUGGAUGGUGAUGCAACAAGAUCCCAAGCGCAUCGGGCGGGCCGACGUGACCGACCUAAACGAGGACCGCUUCGUCGUCUGGCAGCACCGCCACUACCUUUUUUCCGUAAUGUCCAUGGCGCUUGUGUUCCCUGCCCUGAUGUGCGCGUUCUGGGGUGAUUUUUGGGGAGGGCUCAUCUAUGCUGGCAUACUCCGCUCUUGCUUCGUCCAGCAGGCCACAUUCUGCAUCAACUCGCUGGCGCACUGGCUCGGUGACCAGCCGUUCGAUGAUAGGAACUCGCCCAGGGACAACGUAAUAACAGCCCUAGUCACACUCGGUGAAGGAUACCACAACUUCCACCACGAGUUCCCGUCCGACUAUCGCAAUGCCAUCCAGUGGUAUCAAUACGAUCCCACGAAAUGGAUGAUCUGGAUUUGGAAGCAAGUCGGCCUCGCCUACGACCUGAAAGAAUUUCGCAGCAACGAGAUCGAGAAGGGCCGCGUGCAACAACUGCAAAAGAAACUCGACCAGAAGCGCGCCACGCUGGACUGGGGCAUCCCGCUGGACCAGUUGCCGGUGUUAUCCUGGGACGACUUUGUGCGCGACGCCAGAACCGAGGGCCGCGCCCUCGUCGCCAUUGCGGGCGUGAUACACGACGUGGCUGAUUUCAUCAGGGAUCACCCCGGUGGUAAGACGCUGAUUGGGAGCGCGGUCGGCAAGGAUGCGACGGCUAUUUUCAACGGUGGAGUCUAUGAUCACUCGAACGCGGCACAUAAUCUGCUGUCGACUAUGAGGGUUGGCGUGUUGAGGGGAGGCUGCGAGGUCGAGGCUUGGAAGAAUGAGCCGUCGGAGAAGGGAUUUCUGCAGGGUGAUUUAACUGGUCAGAAAAUAGUCAGGGCUGGAGAUCAGGUAACGCGGCUUUCGUAGCUUGUUCCAGGUGCUGGUGCUGCGUGAAGUUUUGUGGGCUUGGCCGUUAGGUAGAUCAGAAUAAGGGUCACGUUCAAUGAUCAGGCCUAAGCAUCACCUCCCCAUUGUAUGGUCCAACAACUCAGCAGUUUUGAUGUGUCCAUUCAGGAGUCGCACAACCCGACGCGCUCUGCUCCCAGUCAGACGCUGCUAAUAACGCGGAGUCAGACAUCCGAAACCGCACCACCACCAGCGACGUCGCUCUCGCCCAC